UGGCUGUUGUAUUCAAGCUAAAACCACGUCGUCUCGUCCAUCCAGUCGUCAAUCGAUUCUCUAUAUAAAGUCCAGACAGGUCGAUCGAUCGUUGGGGAUAGAUAUAUCGUGCGAGCUUUUUCUCGUCUGCCGCACACGUGUUGUACUAUACCCCUUUGUUGGGUUCUUUGCCUCAUAUAAGGUUAGAAGAAGGUUAGAAGAGGCUAGAUAUAAUCAGCAUUGCAGCCUUCGCGACAAGUUCAGAAGAUAUAUGGCAGGAGGCAGUAAGACGCGGAUCCAUGCCUCGCUCGUUUCCACUCUCCUGCUGCUGCUCCCAUUGGCGUCUGCGAUCCACAGGAGCGACUUCCCGGCGUCGUUCCUCUUCGGCACGGCCACCUCCUCGUAUCAGAUUGAAGGUGCAUAUCUAGAAGGCAACAAAAGUUUAAGCAAUUGGGAUGUGUUCACUCAUCUACCAGGAAAUAUCAAGGAUGGAAGCAACGGAGAUAUCGCGGAUGAUCAUUAUCACCGCUACGAGGAGGACGUCGAGCUGAUGAACUCCCUCGGCGUAAAUGCCUAUAGAUUCUCGAUAUCAUGGUCCAGAAUCCUUCCAAAAGGGAGAUUUGGUGGAGUCAACCCAGCGGGCAUUGAUUUCUACAACAAACUUAUCGAUUCAAUUUUACUGAAAGGAAUACAGCCAUUUGUCACCCUGACACACUACGACAUCCCACAGGAGCUCGAAGACAGAUACGGAGCUUGGCUCAACGCCGAGAUACAGUCGGAUUUCGGGCACUUCGCCGACGUCUGCUUCGGCGCGUUCGGCGACCGCGUCAAGUACUGGACCACCUUCAACGAGCCCAACGUCGCGGUGCGGCAUGGCUACAUGCUCGGCACCUACCCGCCGUCCCGCUGCUCGCCGCCGUUCGGCCACUGCGCCCGCGGCGGCGACUCACACGCCGAGCCCUACGUCGCCGCCCACAACGUGAUACUCUCCCACGCCACCGCCAUCGAGAUAUACAAGAGAAAGUACCAGAGCAAGCAGAGAGGAAUGAUUGGCAUGGUGUUGUACAGCACCUGGUACGAGCCGCUGAGAGAUGUCCCCGAGGACCGGCUUGCCACCGAGCGAGCCUUGGCGUUCGAAACUCCGUGGUUUCUUGAUCCACUGGUCUACGGCGAUUACCCACCGGAGAUGCGCCAGAUUCUCGGCGGGAGGCUGCCGAGUUUCUCGCCGGAGGACAGGAGGAAGCUGCGGUACAAGCUGGACUUCAUCGGGGUGAACCACUACACGACCCUGUACGCCAGGGACUGCAUGUUCUCAGACUGCCCACAGGGGCAGGAGACGCAGCACGCGCUGGCGGCUGUCACUGGAGAGAGCAACGGGCUUCCCAUUGGAACUCCAACAGCGAUGCCCACUUUCUACGUGGUACCGGACGGGAUUGAGAAGAUGGUCAAGUACUUCAUGAGAAGAUACAACAACCUGCCAAUGUUCAUCACAGAAAACGGAUACGCGCAAGGUGGAGAUAGUUACACCGACGCAGAGGAUUGGAUUGAUGACGAGGAUAGGAUAGAGUACCUGGAAGGCUAUCUCACAAAACUUGCCAAAGUUAUCAGGGACGGAGCUGAUGUUCGUGGCUACUUCGCCUGGUCCGUCGUUGACAAUUUCGAGUGGUUGUUUGGGUACACCCUUCGAUUUGGACUGUACUACAUAGACUACAGAACACAGGAAAGAUCUCCAAAGCUAUCUGCGCUGUGGUACAAGGAAUUCCUCCAAAAUCUGCAUGAAAAUCAAUAGAUAAAGUUGUACUUUCGAAUUUAAAUAGGGUGUAAAAUGAUAGUAAUUCGUGUAAUGAUGUAACUGUAGUACUGUACAUUAGUACAUAAUGUUGAUUAGAAUGGAUACAUGAUAUCCACCUAUAUAUAUCCAAUUUAUUGGACAAUUUACUGUAAACUAUCAAAUUUAAAAAAUGUGGUUCGACGUGCCUAAUAAAUUUAGCUAAUACAUACUCCAAUACGGAGUAUAUAUUUUUCAUGUAA
Molecule: messenger RNA, 2010 nt
Organism: Oryza sativa Japonica Group (Japanese rice)
Lineage: Eukaryota; Viridiplantae; Streptophyta; Magnoliopsida; Poales; Poaceae
Source: RefSeq, a predicted model, not a curated record